CACUUCACAUUACUGAGACACAAGAGUGUGUGUGUUCCCAUUGAGCUCUGCAGGCCUCUCCACAAACAGGCACACAUACACACACACACACACACAAAAUAUACUACACCUGCACAGGCUCCCACAAACACACACUCACAAAGACCACCAUAGUAGGCCGCAUUGGGAGAACGGUUAAGAACUAAACCACCCAGGAAACACAAAGAACCAGAGCAGCAAGGGAACCGGAACCCCCGCAACGGAACUGGAACCCCCGCGACAGAGCCUUUUCUGGAGAUAUUUGUUAAGGGUAACCUCAUUGGAGAACGUUUGAGGACUACAGGAAGUAUUGAGGUGCACAGACUGUCCAGAACCAGAAAGGAACUAACUGAAGACAAGUUUUUGGUUGCUGAGACAGACGUCUUGGUUGGCGGUUAGAAGAGAACUGAAGAGAGGGUCUUGGUUGCCGAGGAGAAAAGAAGUGAAGGGUCUUGGUUGCCAGGGGGAACUGAAGAGAAGGGUCUUGAUUGCCGGGAGCAACCUUCCUGGGAGAUGAGGGUUCCAAGCAGCUGGCUGUGUCUCGGGGUGGUGGUUGGUGUCCUGCUGCAGGGAUUCUGGUGUCAAGACAGCACAACGUCAGCAGCCUUCACCGACUUCACAACUGAUUUCACAUCACCAUAUACGGACGCCUCAGCAACACCUGAAGUCACGGCUACAGACGUCACGGCAACACCUGAAGUGACAUCAUCGGUUACAGAUAUCUCCUUGUCAGCAGCAACAGACAUCACAUCAACAGCUGAAGCCACAGGUACGCCUGACGCCACGUCACCAGUUACAGAAGCAACAGCUGACGCUACGUCACCAGUUACAGAAGCAACACCAGACGCCACAUCACCAGUUACAGAAGCAACACCUGAUGCCACCUCACCAGUCACAGAAGCAACACCUGACGCCACGUCGCCGGUCACAGAAGCGACACCUGAUGCUACGUCACCAGUCACAGAAGUAACACCUGACGCCACGUCACCGAUUACAGAAGCAACACCUGACGCCACGUCACCGGUCACAGAAGCAACAGCUGACGCUACGUCACCAGUCACAGAAGCAACACCUGAUGCCACGUCACCAUUUACAGAAGUAACACCUGACGCCACAUCACCAGUCACAGAAGUGACACCUGACGCCACGUCACCGGUCACAGAAGCGACACCUGACGCUACGUCACCGGUCACAGAAGCAACACCUGAUGCUACGUCACCAGUUACAGAAGCAACACCAGACGCCACGUCACCGAUUACAGACGCAACACCUGAUGCCACGUCACCAUUUACAGAAGUAACACCUGACGCCACGUCACCGGUCACAGAAGCAACACCUGACGCCACGUCACCGGUUACAGAAGCAACACCUGACGCCACGUCACCAGUCACAGAAGCAACACCUGACGCCACGUCACCGGUCACAGAAGCAACACCUGACGCUACGUCACCGGUCACAGAAGCGACACCUGAUGCUACGUCACCAGUUACAGAAGCAACACCUGACGCCACGUCACCGAUUACAGAAGCAACACCUGAUGCCACGUCACCGGUUACAGAAGCAACACCUGACGCCACGUCACCGGUUACAGAAGCAACACCUGAUGCCACGUCACCGGUUACAGAUGCAACACCAGACGCCACGUCACCAGUCACAGAAGCAACACCUGACGCCACAUCACCGGUCACAGAAGCAACACCUGACGCCACGUCAUCGGUUACAGAAGCAACACCAGACGCCACGUCACCGGUUACAGAAGCAACACCAGACGCCACGUCACCGGUUACAGAAGCAACACCUGACGCCACGUCAUCGGUUACAGAAGCAACAGCUGACGCCACGUCAUCGGUUACAGAAGCGACCCCUGGCGCUACGUCACCGGUUACAGAAGCAACACCUGAUACUCCUUCUACUGCACUCACCAACCCAACAUCAGCUGCAACCUUCCAAACAUCAGGUUCUUCAGUCUCAACCCUCCUGCCCACUGAUGCCCCCACAUUCUCAACCACACCUCCUGAUGCCCCCACAUUCUCCACCACACCUCCUGAUGCACCCACAUUCUCAACCACAUCUCCUGAUGCCUCCUCCACAUCCGACCCAACAUUCCAAACAUCAGAUGCAACUCUCCCACCUGAGUCACCGUCCACAUCAACUACAACCAUUUCAACAUCUGGCCCAACUCUACAAACAUUUGGUGCAACUCUCCAAACACCAGGCCCCACACUACAAACAUCUGGAGUCGACACGUCAGCUCCAACCUUCUCAACCGACACAGCAGCACCCACACAAGGCCCCACAUCAGCUGCAUCCCCUUCAUCAGCUGGCACUGAGCUGACCACGGCUGGAGCACCUCUUGCCAGCAGCACAGGCCCCACCUCACCUGCAUCAGUUGGCACUGAACAGACCACGACUGGACUGCCGUCUGCUGUUAGCACAGGCCCACCCUCAUCUCCACCUUCAUCUGUGUCAGACACAAUUCCACCAUCCACACCUGAAUUUACAGCUACAUCUCUCCCACAAGCAACAGGCUGUACCCCAGGUCUUACCUCAUCUCCUUCUCCACCUCGUUCAUCCUCUUCUCCACCUCCAUCCUCACCCACACCUUCAUCUGUCCCAGCCACACCUCAACCAUCAACACCUCCAUCAGCAGCUGAAUUUACUGCUACAUCCCUGCCACAACCCACAGGCUCUACACCAGGUUCAUCCUCAUCUCCACCUUCACCUGUCUCACUCACACCUCCACCAUCACCUCCAUCUAUACCUCCACCCACAUUGUCACCGCUUGAAUUUACAGCUGCAUCUCUGUCACAACCUACAGGUCCACCCUCACCUCCACCCUCAUCUGUGUCAGUCACACCUCCACCAUCUACACCUCCAGCAACACCACCACCCACAUCUGAAUCUACAGCUCCAUCCCUACCACAACCCACAGUUGCUACGUCAGGUCCAUCCUCAUCCUCUUCUCCAGCCCCAUCCUCACCCACACCCACAGCAGCACUGUCUGCAUCAUCACUGUCUCCAUCUGCCACACCUACACCUCCAUCUACACCACCACCUACACCUGAUUCGGCAGCUACAUCCCUUUUGCAACCGACAGGUGCCACGUCAGGUCCACCUUCACUUCCACCUUCAUCUGUGUCAGUCACACCUGCACCACCCACACCUGUAUCUACACCACCUGAAUCUACAGCUCCAUCCCAGCCACAACUAACAGGUGCUACGUCAGGUCUUACCUCAUCUCCUUCUCCACCUCGUUCAUCCUCUUCUCCACCUCCAUCCUCACCUCCACCUUCAUCUGUCCCAGCCACACCUCAACCAUCAACACCUCCAUCAGCAGCUGAAUUUACUGCUACAUCCCUGCCACAACCCACAGGCUCUACGCCAGGCUCAUCCUCAUCUCCACCUUCACCUGUCUCACUUACACCUCCACCAUCACCUCCAUCUACACCUCCACCCACAUCUACACCACCUAAAUCUAUAGCUGCAUCUCUGUCACAACCUACAGGUCUACCCUCACCUCCACCGUCAUCUGUCCCAGUCACACCUCCACCAUCAUCACCCACAUCGUCACCACCACCCACAUCUACGCCACCUGAAUCUACAACUGGUCCAACCUCAUCUCCACCUUCGUCUGUCUCACUUACACUUCCAACGUCACCUCCAUCUAUACCUCCACCCACAUCAUCACCACCUGAAUUUACAGCUUCAUCACUGCCUCAACCCACAGGCGCUACGUCAGGUCCACCCUCACCUCCACCUUCCUCUGUGUCAGUUACACCUCGUCCGUCUACAUCUCUACCCACACCUGAAUCUGCAGCUACAUCCCCGCCACAAACAACAGGUGCUACGUCAGGUCCUACCUCCUAUUCUCCACCUCGUUCAUCCUCUUCUCCACCUUUAUCUUCACCUCCACCUUCAGCAGCACAGCCUGCAUCAUCAUCAUCUCCAUUAGUCACACCGACAUCUCAGCCACCACCUACACCAUCAGCUACACCCACAUCUCAGCCACAAUCUACAGCAUCAGGCUCCACCGCGCCCCUACCUAGUUCAUCAUUGGCCCCAGCUGCACCACCUCCAUCCUCCACACCAGGUCCAACAGCUACUCCACCACCAACUCCACCCUCUACAACACCCUCAACCUCCAUACAGCCACCAUCAACCCCCCCAGCAACAGCCACCCCAUCACCCACUCCACCCUCAACUCAAGGCCCAGUCUCCACUCAGCCGCCAGGACCAGGCUCAACCUCUACCCAGCCACCCACAACACCUUCAACUCAGGGCCCAAUCUCCACUCAGCCAUCCUCAACUACAUCCUCAGCACCAGCCUCCACCCAGGCACCUACCCAGCCAACCACAACACCGCUACCACCCCCAGUACCAGUUACCACCCAAACGACUGCGUCCACAGCCGCCCCAGCUAUAGUGACGCUGACGCUCACACUACAACAAGAAUUCACUGCCGACCUCGCUAACCCCGCGUCAGCCGCCUUCCAAAGCCUUGCUCAGGACACCAAGAACCAGUUGGAGCCCAUUUUCAGAGCUGCCUAUCAGGGAUUCCUUGCUCUGAUAGUUAAAGGUUUUAGGUCUGGAUCUGUCAUUGCGGACACAGAACUGAGUUUCAGUUCCGCGUCGUCAGCUCCCAGCACUUCCAGCAUUAGCAAUACAACAGAGGAAGCCAUCGCUGGCGGCAACCUGACACUAAACAUUAGCUCAGUUAGUGUGAAAGCAGGUGCACUCCCUACCACCACCCAGUCAACCCCAGCCUCCUCCACUCAAGGUUCAACCCAAGGCUCCACCAUAGUUCAAACCCCCACUGCAUCUGUCGCACCAGAAUCCCCCACAGCCUCUGCUGCACCAGGGUCGACCGCAUCCCAAACAGCUCCUGGAUCUACCGCGUCUCAAACUGCUCCCGGAUCCACCGUGUCUCAAACUGCUCCCGGGUCCACCGCACACACGUCACCACCGGCUACAGUGUCCACUCUGAAUCCAUCAACACCCUCAGCUGGUCCCACCUUAAAUCCAUCGACACCCACACACACUCCAGACUCCACCUUUAAUCUGUCCACACAUACACCAGGGUCCACCGGUAAUCCAUCAUCUCCGUCCGCUGGUCCCACUUUGACUCCUUUGGCUGGUUCCACCUUAACUCCAUCUUCGCCAGCUCCAGGGUCCACCUUAAAUCCAUCCACACAUACUCCAGGGUCCACCGUGAAUCCAUCAUCUCCGUCAGCUGGUCCUACCUUGACUCCUUUGACUGGGUCCACCGUAAAUCUGUCUCCAGGGUCCACUUUAAUUCCAUCCACACACUCUCCGGGGUCCACCUUAAUUCCAUCCACACACUCUCCAGGGUCCACCUUAAAUCCAUCAACACCCUCAGCUGGUCCCACUUUGACUCCGUCGACAGGGUCCACCGUAAAUCUAUCCACAAAUACUCCUGGCUCCACAGUAAAUCCGUCCACACACACUCCAGGGUCCACCUUAAAUCCAUCCACACAUAGCCCCGGUUCUACCUUGAAUCCAUCAACACACUCUCCAGGGUUCACCUUUAAUCCAUCCUCCCCGUCAGCUGGUCCAACUGUGAGUGCUUCUCCAACGGGUCCGACUGUGAGUUCGGCUCCAGCUGCGUCUCCUUCAUCAGUGUCAGCCCCACAUCAAUCCACACUGGAUAUCUCAACACCUGAUUCUCCAUCCACAGUUGAAUUAUCAACAUUGAUACCUCCAUCUACACUCCAUAUGACCACAUCUGAACUGCCAUCCACAAUUACUGUAUCAACACCUGAGUCUCCGUCCACAAUUCACAUGUCAUCCACUGCUACACCCAUCUCAUCACUACCACCAUCCACGGCCCCAGCGUCCACCAAAUACAUGCAGUCCUCCUCCUCCAUGUCUCCACCCCCAUCAUCUCUGUCUCCAUCUUCACCUCCACCACACUCCACCCCAGAUGCUACGUCAGGCCUGGCCAUAUCAACAGCUCCACCUCCAUCAGCCCCCGUCACAUCUCCUCCACCAUCAUCCACAUCGUUUUCCGAAUCUACACCUACAGCCACAUCCACCCUGCCUCAGCCUACGUCAGGUCAAACAUCACCUCAACAUUCAUCAGCAUUCGUCACAUCACCAUCACCAUCAUCAUCAUCAUCAUCACAUUCACCCACAUCAUCCUCAUCAUCUCCAGAUGCAUCGCCUUCAGCAGCUACUACGUCAUCUCUGCCACAUCCCACAUCAGCUGCUGCAUCAGCAGCUCCAACCACACCUCCACCAUCCACUCAUCCACCUACAGCGCCCGAAACAAGUUCAGCCUCCACACAAGGUUCAACCUCCACCCAUCUUGCAACUUCUCCGUCCUCCACACAUGCUCCAACCUCUGAAGAGUCACCUUCUCCAUCCUCCACACACAGUCCAACCUCGACCCAGCUUCCUACUGUACCAUCAACACAUUCUCCAACCGCCACCCAUGUGUCAACUUCUCCACCCUCAACACAUGCUCCUACCUCAGUGCAAACACCCGCUCCACCUCCACCCACUACCCAACAUUCCACAGCUACAGCCUUGCACUCCUCCUCCUUCUCUCCAGCUACCACCCAUUCGCCAGCGCCCACAGGAGCAACCAACCAAUCACCUGCACCCACAACAGCAGGAACCACCCAAUCAACUGUGACGACAGUAGCCACUAGCCAAUCGACUGUCUCUGCUGCCCUGAGGCUGACUCUGGACCGGGUGUAUAGCACCGACCUAGCCAACUCAGCAUCCACCGCCUAUCAGGAGCUAGAGCAACUUCUCAAGACACAGCUGGAGCCUGUUUUCCGAGCAGAUUACACUACGUUCAUCCGUUUAACUGUAAUCAGCUUCAGUUCCGGUUCAGUCAUAGCUGACACCAGUCUGGAGUUCAGCUCCUCUUCACCCUCUUCAUCGAGCAUCACGACUUCGCUCCAAGACGCCAUUAACACCGGCACAGUAGCAAGUCUCAACAUCCUCACAUUCCAGGUGGACCCAGGCUCCACGACAAGCAACCCAACUACUACAACUGCCCAAGCACCAACAACAACUCAAGGAGCUAACCCCACAACAACUCAAGGACUCAAUCCAACCACCACUGCCACAACAGGCACCCAUGGACCCAACCCGACCACCACCACUGCCACAACAGGCACCCAGGGACCCAACCCGACCACCACUGCCACCACCACCCAGGGACCCAACCCGACCACCACCACUCAGGGACCCAACCCGACCACCACCACUCAGGGACCCAACCCGACCACCGCUGCUACCACAGGCACCCAGGGACCCAACCCGACCACAAAUACAACAACCACAACCACAACCACGACUACAACUACAGCAGCCCCAACUACAGCAGCCCCGACCACCACACUGACAACUACUACCACAUCACCACCUACCACACUGACAACCACCACUACAGCACCACCUACCGUAGCUACUACCACUACAAAACCUCCCACUACUACCACCACCACCACUACUAACACACCGACUACCACAACUACCACACCGACUACCACAACUACCACCACUACCACCACACCAACCACCACCACCACUACCACUACCAAAGCCCCAACCACAACCACUACAACUCCAACCACCACCACCACCACCCCAACCACCACCACCACCACCCCAACCACCACCACUACUACCACUACACCUCCCACCACCACAACUACCACCACGGCAGCCCCCACCACCACACCGGUCCCCAAGCCCAAGGUGGAAAUACAAGUGGUGCUGGUCAUCGUGUUCACCCCGGCACUCGAAGACAACACAAGUCCAGCCUUCCAGCAGCAGGCAGCUGAGGUGGUGGCAGUGUUUGAUGUCAUCUACAGAACCAAAUAUGGGGCCCGUUUUGUGAGGACAAUUGUUAUAGCCUUCAGGCGGAAAAAUCGCUCAGGCACCAGGAUGGACGACGUGGAGACGGAUGUAGAACUGGUCUUCAACGAGGAGUCCACCGAGCCUCUUCCUGAGAGUACCGACAUAGCAGAAACCCUGGUGGAGGCGGUCAGCAACCCCACCUCCAACUUCACCCUGAACGUGGAUUCUACCUCUGUUGUUGUCACAAGUGCUCCGAGGUCCAAACCUAACGCCCAGUUCAAAACCAACGAGACGUUUACAGCCGACCUGACCAACUCCAGCUCCACAGCGUAUCAGGACAGAGCCAUGCUCAUCAAAAAAGAGCUUGAGCCGUUCUUCAUUCAGGAUUUCUCAGGAUUGUUCAUAAGUUUGACGGCCAGGAACUUCAGCCAAGGCUCGAUCAUCCACAAUACAGAUCUGACAUUCACGUCUGGCAACAGCACUCUUCCCAACAGCACGGAGAUAUACAACACCAUGCUGAGAGCUGUCGAAAGUGGAAACCUCACUUUCACCAUCACCUCAAUCGACGGCAUAGCUGUUUCCUCUGGCAUGGCCUGCAGUGUCAACAGUGUCCUCACCUGGACUUUGGUGGGCGGGGCUCUCCUGCUACAGGGCCAGUGGUCGGCUCUGUGAAACGCCACUCGCCAAACCGUCCAAUGACGUGACGUGAAAAUGCACAGAGGACAGACAACAUCUUCUUAAGAAUGAAACAAUUUCUUCACAGUUCAUGCAGUCACUGAACACUUUGUGGACUUUGUGGAACAUAGUAACCAUAGACACUCCAAACACAGAUCUAUUGAAAUACAGUAACAAUGGGGAUAGGCUGAAAUGUCAAAAAAAAAUUCUACUAGAAAAUUGUAACCAAAGAUAUUUCACAGAAGGGCCCAAUGCAAUAUAGAGAAAAUGAUAAAAGACCACAGUAACUGUAGACACUGUGCAUGAAGAAUAUAUAGUAUCUAUAGUAACACUCAACACAAGAACAGAGAUGUAUGAAGUAAUUACAACACUAGUGUAAUUACAACACUAGUUGUGUGAUAUGACAUGAUUUAACGUCUUACUACUAGUGUUGUAAUUACAUAAGAGUACCUAAUUGCGCUUUAUGCAGUUUUAAGAGCUUAAUGACUUAUUUGUAACCCUAGACACUUAACAAGAGCAUAAAGAACAUAUUUAUAAAUAAAGAUGCUGUACAAAGGGGUCUGAUGGAACAUAAUAGUAAUCAUAGUCCAAACCAGGUGCCUAAGUAACGUGCAAAGAGUCCUUAUAUAUUAUACAUGUUUGUUUUCUUUCAGCAAUCUAUUUUUGUGUCUCAUAAUUAUGCAUUGUAUUUAUUCAUUAACGCCUUUUGCAAAUUAUUAAAAGCUAAUGAACACCACUAUUGUGUUGACAGCUUGU
Engraulis encrasicolus (European anchovy) is the source of this 9282-nucleotide messenger RNA. RefSeq names its product mucin-2-like. Lineage: Eukaryota; Metazoa; Chordata; Actinopteri; Clupeiformes; Engraulidae. The record is from RefSeq and is a predicted model, not a curated record. The coding region runs from base 532 to 8523 and encodes 2663 amino acids. The transcript is spliced from 24 exons.